GCAAAAAGAAAAAGAAGAAAGACAAGUUUCUGAUUGAAGACCGAAGUGAAGAAGUGGCAGCUGGCACAACUAUAGAUAGUACAGAAAAAUCACCAAAAAAGUUAAAAAUGAAAAAGAAAAGGGCAUUUGAAGAGGUUGCAAUGAAAGUCGAACCCGAGGACACAGAACAGCUUGAUAGUUGUAUUAUCACCAAACCCAAGAAGAAGAAGAAGAAGAAGAAGACUAAGGUGGCUGGUAAUGGCAAUCAUAAAUCCCAAGAAAAUGUUUCAUCGAUGUCUCCUGUAAAAGUUCCUGCAGACAAUGUACUAAAGACUUCUAUGAAAAGACAGUUAAAGAAAGACUCUGAAAGUCCAUCAAGUCCAUCUAAAAUGGAGAAUAAAAAGCAAAGGAGUAAUUCUGAAAAAGUUGUGAGUGUGGAAGAUGAGGACCUUGAAGUAGAGUGUCAAAACUGGACUAUGGAGGAGGAACUAGAGCUGCUGGAGAAGAUGAAGGCUCUCGCACCCAAGAAGGACACCAAGAAUUGUCGGGUCAGAUUGAAAAAUUUUAAUUGGGAUGAAGUGGCAUUUGGUGACCACUCUGGAGAGAAUUGCAAGAAGCGAUUCAUGGAGAUUUACUCUCGUAUCAGUUCCAUGAAGACACUUGCGACAAUUAUAAAAGAGGCAGAAGAAAAAGUGUCGUCCUUCGCCUCGAGAAAGAAAGAGAUUAGACAACCCAUAAGUCGUUUCUCUAAAGACUUUUUAAGUAAAUCCUCUGUGAAGGGGCCCAGUGUAUUUGCUUUAGCUUUGGAGGCCUGGAAGAAUUUACCAGCUGAACAAAAGGAUAUGUAUCAGGCUCAAUAUCAAGAGGAUUUGAAGAAGUUGAUCUCUCGUUUCCCCCCCAAAAAAAAAACAGAACCCCCAAGAAAAGAAUUUAAAGACGCCAAUCUAUUCGCCAUGCCCAGGAAACCAUAUCACGAUCUGUCUUUCUCACAAAACGUAGUUAACGAAGAGUUCACACAACCUACGGAGCAAUGUCAGGAUUUUGUCACACCAUCUACUUCUGGUAUAGAAUACACAAAAAGAAAUGUAGUGGUAAAAAGAAAAAAGUUGAACAUUGGAAGAACAGACUGCAUUGAAAAAAGCAAUCGAUGUAUUGAAUAAACCACAAGAUGACUACUCAGUGUUUGGAGACAAUGUUGCUUCGGAAUUAUGCCAAUUACGUUCCGAUGAAAAUAGGAAAAUACUGAAACGAACCAUUAUGAAAGCUAUCAUUGAAAUGACGCUUAUGUAGGCCAUGGAACAACUACCUAAAGUUAUGACAGUAAUAUCGGGUUGCAAUGCUAUUUUACUGAUUUAUAAUUAUUUCUUCCCUUAAGAUAAUCUUCUUUCAGAACUUCGUAUACUGCCUUACAAACCUCGGGGAUUAUUUUCGAAAUAGUUGUUACUGGUAUGCGGAACGUGUGUACAUCAGUGAGUGGUAACUGUCCCCUGAAAGAAAUAUUUCAGGUCUGAUAAAUUUAUGUUUGGCAUUAUUUACUAAAAUAUUUUGUUCCUUUCAUGUACGUGUAUGCGUUGUAAUAAAUUUACAAAUAUA
This is a messenger RNA of Homarus americanus (American lobster), 1572 nucleotides long. Its product is annotated as upstream-binding factor 1-like protein 1. The record is from RefSeq and is a predicted model, not a curated record. NCBI's taxonomy places the organism in Eukaryota, Metazoa, Arthropoda, Malacostraca, Decapoda, Nephropidae.